This is a messenger RNA of Peronospora belbahrii, 858 nucleotides long. The record is from the annotation of a GenBank genome assembly. NCBI's taxonomy places the organism in Eukaryota, Oomycota, Peronosporomycetes, Peronosporales, Peronosporaceae.
AUGUCGGAGCGAGCGGAGCGAUUGUCUGGACUUCAAAAUGGCGCUGUGGGCUCUAUUGCUGGUAUGAUUGAAGUGAUCUUGCAGCAGCCGACUGUGGCCAUGAAAAAUGCGGUGCAGCAGGGCCGUCCCAUCCAGUGGUCCCCACCGCAGCUCUACCGAGGAGUGGGCGUCUCGCUGGCCUCCAUAGCGCCCGUAAGUGCCCUUCAGUUUGCAGUAAAUGGCCAGUUGCUGCGGGAUUUCGCGACAUCAGGAACAACUCCCUCGGACCAAAUUAAAGUGUUAUGUGGUAUCUUGUCGGGCAUCUCAUCAGCGGCGGUUAGUGCACCAGCGGAACUUGUCAUGACGCUUCAGCAGAACAAUGGGAAGAGCUUCAGCUCUACCGUAAAAGAUGUUGUUCGAGCACAUGGCGUAACGCGACUAAUGAGAGGCUUUACAGCGACAGCUACGCGAGACGCCAUGUGGUGUGCUGGGUAUUUGGCGCUGGGUCCAGUAUUGACGCGUGAGAUGCACAUACUAAGUCCCGCCACCUUUGGGCAUGUGGACACUGCUACCAAGUCACAGAAGGCGUUGGCAUCGCUUGUCGGUUGCAUUGCUGCUGGUCUUCUUGCUGUGGUGGCUACUCAGCCCGUGGACACAGUUAAGACCGUCAUGCAAGGAGAGGCCUUGGCGUUGACUACGGGGUAUGCACCCAGCACUCUUGCCAGUGCCACGAGCAUCUACCAAAAAGGAGGCUUGCCACGGUUUUAUCGUGGCAUUUUUCCAAGAGGAUGCCGCCUGGUCGGUGCCGUUUUCAUCUUAGGCCAGUCGCGUAUCUGGCUCGAGAAGAGUUUUGAGGAGCAUGCGCUGCUUAAGUUCUAA